Molecule: messenger RNA, 363 nt
Organism: Dovyalis caffra
Lineage: Eukaryota; Viridiplantae; Streptophyta; Magnoliopsida; Malpighiales; Salicaceae
Source: the annotation of a GenBank genome assembly
AUGUCAUCAACGUUUCCUGCUACUUUCUAUAGUCGGCUAGAUGAUUCUUUUAAUCAAGAUGUGGUCACUACUAUUGAGAAAAGCAUGAAAAGACAUACUGACAACAUCAUGUGUUUUCUUGAGGGUAUCGGUUCACGAGUGUCCCAGUUGGAAUUGUGUUACUACAACCUUAAUAAAUCAAUUGGAGAAAUGCGAUCGGAUUUUGUUCGUGACAAUAAGGAUGCGGAUUUUAAACUUAAAUCCCUUGAGAAGCAUGUUCGAGAGGUUAUCAAACACCUCAUAAGAUUGAGCCAUGAUUCACCCGAUGACUCAAAGAUCUUGCUAACUCCUAUGUCGAAAGAAUUGAAGUAUGGAACAAGCUAA